CACAGUAGCAGCUGCCGGCCUCUGCUUUGUAGUUUACGCAUAUUUAGCUAUAAUAUUAUUAUCAUAUAUAAAUUCAUAUUAUUGUAAUGUGUUAUGGUGUGUGUGUGUGUACUCUGCUUUACUUGUGACAUGUGAGUGUUGGCGAUUGUUUACCGUUUAUACCUUAUUACACACUAAUUCGAUGGUUUAAACGUUUUGUGGACAUUUCGUUUCGUUUACCUAAUAUAAUGGCCGACCGUUUUCGAGAACGCAAAUACAGAAAUCGCUACAGAAACGGCAAUUCACGACAUAAUGAGCUUGGCGAUAGGUCUGGUGCAUUUCAAAGUGGAGGAUACUCCGACGGUCAGAAUUAUAAUCAAAAAGUUUCAUUCAAAGCAAAUAACCGUGGAAACCAACGAUUUUGGAAAAGUUGGAAUACCAAAUCAGAUUUAGUUUGUGAUCAGUUGGAUAAUGAAUUGUUUAACAGAAACAGCGGAGCAUCUAGAAAUGGUGGUAGUCGACGAUUGUUAUCUGGUAGAAGAAAUGUUUGCAGCCGAGGAGGAGGUUACAAUAAUUUUAGAUCUUCUUGGACUUUGAAAAUGAGUGUCACGGGGUGGUAUAGCAUUUUUGUUCCAAAUGUUUAUGACGGAGAUGAAGUUUUGAAAAUUAUUCAAACAUACAUUGCACCUAUUACAUUUUUCCCGUAUAACAAAUCUUUUGUUGAUAAUGGCUUACGGUUUUUGGUCGACGAUUACAAAGUUGCCGAAACAUUAUUGAACACCAGUUAUAAAUUAUCGUUGAGUGAUGGUCGAAAAUUGAUUAUUAAAACUACAGUUUAUGUUCCUUCACAUUAUUCAGUUAUUACGGUACCAGUUCCUGAAGAAAUAAAGGCCAAAAUGAUUGAAGUUAUAUCGACCCGAUACAAGCCAGACACAAAGAGUUUAGAUUUAUCACAUUUUCAUUCUAGUCAAAUCUUCAUAGAUAAUCAAAUGUAUGCUCCGCUGAAUCAACCAACAUUUCUAUUAGCAGCGCUAAAUUUGGUAGCUCAACAAGAAAAAUAUGAUUUGUAUGGUCUGAGUCUAGAAAAUAACCUUAUAUACUUAGGCAAAGGACUUGCAUGGAUUCGUCGACUAUUCCCAGAUUUGAAAGUAUUGAAUUUGGCCGGAAAUAAGUUGAAAGACAUAAAUGAGUUACAAGAACUCUCCGGUUUCACUAUUGAAGAACUUAACCUAUCAAGAAAUCCAUUGUCUGACAUGGUUGAUGCAGAACGCUACAGGCGAGAUGUUCAAGACCUAUUUCCUUUGCUUAACAAACUGGAUGACUAUGAAUUGCCAUCGCGGUACAGUGCCGCCAUUGUUGGUAUUAAAUUGAAAAUGCCAUUCAUCAAAGGAAACAGUUAUGCGGUUCUAGUGGAUCAAAAUCCCGAACAACCUAAUUCAAUUGCAGUCCUGGUGGAUUCCUUUCUAGCACAGUAUUACGAACGAUACGAUAAUCCAAUAUCGAAACAACUGGUCGCCGAAGCUUAUCAUCAUAAUGCUACGUUUUCAAUGUCGUCGUGCAUUAUUUUGGAUAGGCAUAAAGGAAAUCUAACGCAAUACUUGCAAAGGAGUCGCAAUUUGCUUGCGUUCCCCAAGAUAAAUUUAAACAAAAAGUCUUACAGAGGAAGAGAAAACAUAUUUAACUUCUUAGAAAAACUACCUAAAUCUAAACACGACUUGGGAUCGUUCACAGUCGAUGUGCCAUUGGCUAACACAACAAUGGUUCAAAUAGUAGUAAACGGUGUGUUUGCGGAAGGAUAUGUUAAUAACGACAAGUUGUUGUUGCGGUCGUUUAGUAGAAUAUUUGCGAUAACACCCGUCGGUAACGGCUGGAGUAUACUGAGCGACAUGCUAUUUAUAACAGGCACAGACUUCGAAAUGGUUGCCGAAACUGCCAAACGCUUCUACGUACCACAACCACGCGAAACAACAUCUAAGAAACGACCUCAUAUGGAUUAUAAUGGCAACAAUAACAACUGUAGCGAGUCAAUGUUUAUGGACGACGGCAACGAUAUGGGAUGUAUGGGUUCAGUUCGACCAAAUUAUUCUCCUCCGUCGUACCAGCAAACCAAGUGUUACUCGAAUCAACUUCAUUAUCAGAUGCCCCUAACAUUUCAAUCUGGUCACCAAACAACAACAAAUACAUCGGAACAAAAUUGUGCAGCACAAGGACCGUUUGAUUCGAAAGUACUAGAGACUGUAACUCGAUCAACACAGUUGUUUAAUAACAACGUGAUGCCUCCAGUCGACAACAGAGCUACACGACUGACAAUCGUCAAGCUUUUUUCUAAUGAAUCUGGCAUGAACGUGACGUGGGCCGAAAAGUGUUUGGCUGAAAACAACUGGAAUUACACUAACGCCGCUUUAAAUUUUUCAAAACUCAAAGCAAACAUUCCAAAAGAAGCUUUUCAACAUUGAUGUAAUUAUAGGUAUAAUUAUUGAAAUUCUUUAAGGUACC
Messenger RNA from Adelges cooleyi (spruce gall adelgid), 2475 nucleotides. RefSeq names its product nuclear RNA export factor 1-like. Gene Ontology annotation, molecular function: RNA binding; protein binding. The transcript has 14 exons. Lineage: Eukaryota; Metazoa; Arthropoda; Insecta; Hemiptera; Adelgidae. Gene Ontology annotation, biological process: poly(A)+ mRNA export from nucleus. The coding region runs from base 228 to 2435 and encodes 735 amino acids. The record is from RefSeq and is a predicted model, not a curated record. Gene Ontology annotation, cellular component: nucleus; cytoplasm.